GUUGCUUCGAUGGAACUAAAAGCCGGAAAAACUGUAGAGAGAAGUACCAGGCUCAACAUCAUUGGAGAACAGCAACCAAUGCUAGUGAGCUAUGGCUGAGACAAAGAUAAAUAAACGAGAAGACGAUGAUGUGAAUGAUCAUAGGGCCAAGAAAAGGAAGGUGGAUAACUUGUCCAAGGAUCACUGGCCGGAAUGGUUGAAAGAGUUGGAGAAGAUCCACUUCAGGCUGAAUUCGUACUUUACCUUCAUCUCCUCAAGAAGACAGAUAAUACCAAAGUUUGAAACGUUGAAACAACCCGUGGAGAAGGCUAUUGGUAGGGAGCUGACAUUGGAAGACGGCGCCAUGCUUGCUGUGCUGCUGCCAGACGAUGUGCUGUUCAAAUAUGUUGAUGAGAACCAGUUCUUGACUGAGAAGAAGGAGUUUCAAUGGCAAAAGGGCCAUAUUCAAAAGGAUCUGGAUCUGUUCAAGCUGAGAGACAUGGAGCUCACUGAACAGGUCCUCGUGUUUGAGUUCAUAGAUGGCAACUUAUCAAAGACCAGGACGAAGUCGGCAUUCUACACUGAAAUGAAGGUGCCGAGUUAUACCCCGGAGUCUAUGAAGAAGCUGAUACAGAAGAGAACAAACAAAUUUAUACAAGCUGCAAAUGAGUACUUGGAAUCAUGCUCUGAGAAAGGUAUAGAGAACUCUGAACAGCAUCUGAGGGAGCUUGCGGGACCUUUGAUCCCAAGAAGACGUAAUUACGUUGAUCCUAUUGAGCAAAUGGUGAACAACAGAAGGUUAGAACCAGGAGAAGAGAGACCACCGAUUCCAGCGCUGAUUGAAAGUCUGAAGACUACCAACUAUAGAAAUCAAAUAGCUGGUGAGUUUGUUAUUCCAGAACGAGAAGCCUGUUAUGAAGUGUUGGACUUCGAAAUCACAGAGAACUUGAAGGAAGCGUUGGAUAUUCCUUCGGGGUUUUAUUCACACCAAGCAGAGGCUCUGAAUGCAAUCCACCAGGGAAGUAAUGUGAUCAUCUCUACCUCAACUUCAUCAGGUAAGUCGCUUAUCUACCAGGUGCCUGUUCUUGACUUGCUGGAAAACGUCCCACAGACAAGUUCAAUGUAUAUCUUCCCGACAAAGGCUUUAGCUCAGGAUCAAAAGAGAUCAUUUCAAUACUUGAUGAAUAAGAUGAGACUCACCUCGCUCGUUGAUACGUUUGACGGUGAUACAGAAGCUUCAAGAAGAGCUGAUAUCAAGAACAACGCAAGGGUUAUCUUUACGAAUCCUGAUAUGUUACACACGAGUAUAUUGCCAAACCACCAGUCAUGGAGGCAUUUCCUCUUGAAUCUCAGAUUUGUCGUCAUUGACGAGUUACACAUCUAUAAGGGACUCUUUGGAUCACACGUUGCAUUGGUCAUGAGAAGAUUGAGAAGGGUUUGUGAAUUCUUAGGAAAUCACAAUCUUCAAUUCAUCUCUUGUUCUGCAACAUUGAAAGAUCCAGUAAAGCAUAUGAAUGCGAUCUUUGGUGUUGAAAAUAUCAUUCAUGUUGAAAAGGAUGGAUCUCCAACUGGUCAGAAGCACCUAGUUGUCUGGAACCCGCCUCUCAUCAACUCGAAGGACUUAGCAGCAGGAAGGGAGAACUUCAUCGCAGAGUCGGCAAAGAUAUUGGUGAAGUUGGUGUUGAAUAACGUACGUACCAUAGCAUUUUGUUAUGUUCGCCGUGUGUGUGAAUUGCUCAUGAAAGAAGUGAGGAACCUACUUCAUGAAAUGAACCAGCCUGACCUGGUGGCUCAAAUAAUGAGUUACAGAGGUGGUUACUCUGCUUCUGACCGUCGUAAGAUUGAGCAGGAGAUGUUCCAUGGGAAUUUGUCGGCUGUGAUAUCUACCAAUGCCUUAGAACUGGGUAUAGAUAUCGGUGGUCUGGAUGCGGUGCUGAUGUGCGGAUUUCCCUUAUCCUUGUCAAACUUUCAUCAACAAUCCGGAAGAGCAGGUAGACGUAAUAAGGACUCGUUAACCCUGGUCGUUGGAAGUGAUUCCCCUGUGGACCAACAUUAUAUCAAGCAUCCCGAUUUGUUGACCAAGAGGGAGUUUCAAGACUUGGUAUUGGACUUUGAGAACAUGCUGGUCUUAGAAGGGCACUUGCAAUGUGCUGCAUUUGAGCUACCUAUAACAGACAGUGAUGCACAGUUCUUUCCAAACAUGGAUAAAGCACUUCCAAAACUCGAACACGAUAGAGACGGCUACCACACAGCAAACAGAUAUCUUCCUUGGCCUUCUAAAUAUGUAUCCAUUCGAGGCAUUGAAGAAGACCAAUAUGCCGUUGUUGAUAUAACAAACAACCGCAACAUAGUCAUUGAAGAAGUGGAGGCCUCACGAACUAGCUUUACCCUCUAUGAAGGGGGAAUCUUUAUUCAUCAGGGUUAUCCAUACCUUGUGAGGGAAUUAAAUGUUGAUGAACAUUACGCCAAAGUGGAAAGGGUUGAUGUUGAUUGGGUAACAAGUCAAAGAGAUUUUACUGAUGUUGAUCCAAAGGAAAUUGAAAGGGUGAGGUCUAUAGAGAAUAGCGAUGUGCCUAUCUACUUUGGGAAAAUUGUCACAACAAUCACUGUUUUUGGCUUCUACAAAGUUGACAGGCAAAAGAGAAUCCUUGAUGCCGUUGAAGUCCAUAAUCCACCAGUUGUUAUCAGAUCUAAAGGUUUGUGGGUAGAUAUACCCACCAAGGCACUGGAUAUACUAACGUAUAAGUCAUUGAAUGCUGCGGGAGGUAUACACGCAGCUCAGCACGCAAUAAUGGGUAUGAUGCCAUUGAUUAUCACCAGUGGCACUGAUGAGAUCCACACUGAAUGUAAAGCCCCUGAGAAGGAAUUUGCUGAGAGACAGACCAGUCGUAAAAGGCCAGCGAGACUGAUCUUUCACGAUGCUAAAGGUGGUCAGUAUGGGUCUGGUCUAUCAAUCAAAGCAUUUGAUCACAUUCAAGAACUCUUACAGGAUGCCUUGAAAUGUAUUGAGGAGUGUGAAUGUGAAUGGGGUUGUCCUGAUUGUGUUGCUGCGGCAUUUUGUAAGGAGAAUUCAUUGGUUCUAUCCAAACCUGCUGCUGAAGUGAUUCUGAAAGUGAUUCUUGGUGUCGAAUUCGACAUGGAUAGCAUACCUGAUGGGCCUGAGCCGAAUAUGCCUGAAAUCAAAGUUGAAACUAUCGUUCCGGCUGGCCUGCCUGUGAAGUUUUCAUCAGAUGUUCAAAUUAUCGAUGUCAGGAAGGCUACAGCUCCAUUGAGUACGAUACCUAAAGAAGAUGAUACUGAAUAGACAGAAAGUAAUAA
Williopsis jadinii is the source of this 3297-nucleotide messenger RNA. RefSeq names its product ATP-dependent 3'-5' DNA helicase (gene HRQ1). Gene Ontology annotation, molecular function: ATP binding; nucleic acid binding. Bases 92 to 3283 code for a protein of 1063 amino acids. The record is from RefSeq and is a predicted model, not a curated record. The transcript has a single exon. Lineage: Eukaryota; Fungi; Ascomycota; Saccharomycetes; Phaffomycetales; Wickerhamomycetaceae.